CGCUGCCUUAGCACCUUAGUGCAGCUAUUAAUAGAUGUUACAUGCCAUAUAGUAUUGAGUGUAUUGUCCUUUCCUUAUGGUGUAACAAGUGCGGCAGUAGAAUCUUCUCAUUUCUUCUUGUCGUGGUCUUUGAUAUUUCUUAAAAUUUCAUUUUUUUAAGGGUCAAGUUUUAAAUAUUUCUACCAGAUAGAAAGACGCUCUCAAGCAAAUGGGGUCUUCACAGUCAACAACUUUAGAUCCCAAAAUAAAAGAAAUAUUUUCUCACCGUCGACUGGAAACAGAUAUGGAAGCACGAUCUCUUUAUAAAGGUCAACAAACGGCGCAACAUUACGCUGCGCACAGGCCUGGCUACCCUCCAGAAAUGUUCGAUAUCAUUAUGUCGUAUCACAAGCAAGUCAAAACCAGCGGCCAUGAACUGGCUGUGGAUGUCUGCUGUGGUACCGGGCAGUCCACUAUCCCCCUGACCAAGCUGUUUAGACAAGUAGUUGGUGCAGAUGUAAGCGAGGACCAGUUACAAAACUUACCUAAAGAUGUACCGAAUUUAACUUCGUUUGUUGGUCUGGCUGAAGACUUGAAUAUGAUAGAAACUGGAACUGUUGACCUGGUCACUAUCGCUACUGGACUUCACUGGGUCAACGUUGACAAGUAUUGCAUUGUUAUAGCGUUUAUAUGUGUGUGUGUGUGAGAGUAUUGCCUGGGGGCAUGUUUAUAUGUUUGACUGUUUACACAUUUUAUCUUCUUCUAUAGCAGGGGUUUUCAACCCGUGGGUCGCGACCCCCUUGGGGGUCGAUUGACGAUUUGCCAGGGGUCGCCUAAGACCAUCGAAAACAAGGAUUGUUAU
Biomphalaria glabrata is the source of this 841-nucleotide messenger RNA. Its product is annotated as putative methyltransferase DDB_G0268948. The record is from RefSeq and is a predicted model, not a curated record. Lineage: Eukaryota; Metazoa; Mollusca; Gastropoda; Planorbidae. The transcript is spliced from 3 exons. The coding region runs from base 209 to 685 and encodes 158 amino acids.